This is a messenger RNA of Cuscuta campestris, 1749 nucleotides long. The record is from the annotation of a GenBank genome assembly. Lineage: Eukaryota; Viridiplantae; Streptophyta; Magnoliopsida; Solanales; Convolvulaceae.
GAUACACUCUCUUUUUGUUAUUACUUCCCUCACUUCCGUUUAAGAAUGGACAUUGAAGCUAGCUUUAGCGAGUAUAAGGAAGAGUAAAGACCAAGGUAAAACACAGAAACACUACAGGAAAAGGGUUCUCGAACAAGAUCUCUUCAGGCCAUAGAAGAGGAGAGAUCAAACCCAGCAGAGAAGAAACCCUAGCCUGUUCACUCAUGGCGGAUUUACCAGAAGGCUCUGUCCGGAACAUUCUAGAGCAGGAGACAUUGAAGUGGGUGUUUGUAGGAGGGAAGGGCGGGGUCGGGAAAACCUCUUGCAGCUCAACUCUCGGUAUACUGCUCGCUCAGGUCCGAUCCUCUGUGCUUAUCAUCUCCACCGACCCUGCCCACAAUCUAAGCGAUGCUUUCAAUCAGAGGUUCACGAAGUUCCCCACCCUCGUCAAUGGCUUCUCUAAUCUCUAUGCAAUGGAAGUUGAUCCUAAUGUUGAGCAUGAAGACACAGAUGGAAUGGAUGGAUUUUUGUCUGAAGUGGCUAAUGCAAUUCCUGGAAUUGAUGAGGCUAUGAGUUUUGCUGAGAUGCUUAAAUUAGUGCAAACUAUGGAUUAUUCUGUUAUAGUAUUCGAUACUGCUCCAACGGGUCACACACUCCGGUUAUUACAAUUUCCAUCAACUCUUGAAAAAGGGCUUGGGAAAAUGAUGAAAUUCAAGAGCAGCUUUGGUUCCGUGUUGAAUCAGCUGACUAGUCUUUUUGGAGGUGGUAAUGAAUUUGGUGAGGAUGCAAUAUUAGGAAGGCUUGAGGGAAUGAAAGAGAUUAUUGAGAAAGUUAACAAGCAGUUCAAGGAUCCGGACUUGACAACAUUUGUCUGCGUUUGCAUACCGGAAUUCUUGUCAUUGUAUGAGACUGAAAGGCUUGUGCAAGAACUCACUAAAUUUGAAAUGGAUACACACAAUAUCAUUAUUAACCAAGUGAUUUUUGAUGAAGAAGUUGUGGAAUCAAAGUUGCUCAAGGCAAGAAUGCGGAUGCAACAGAAGUACUUGGAUCAGUUUUAUAUGUUAUAUGAUGACUUCAACAUUAUUAAAUUACCUUUGCUGGCAGAAGAGGUUCGUGGUGUUGAGAAUCUAAAGGCCUUUUCACGCAAUUUUACAACACCAUACCGACCUUCUCUUGUUCGAGGGUCAGUUGAGGAGCUGGAGCAGAGGGUAUCUGUACUACGGCAAAGAUUGGAGGAUGCUGAAGCAGAACUUGAAAAGCUUAGGAAAGGAAAGCAGAAGGCUUAAGCUCUCACCUUUUCCUUUGCUUUUAACUUAAAAAAAAAACAGUUUGGAAGGACCCACCCUUAACUUAUAGGUACUACAAUGAUACUCUAUACAAUUUUAUCUUUGUGCUUUGUAUUAUUAGACAAAAUGAUGAAUAAUUUUCUCUAUAUACAGGCUUUCUUGAAUUGUUGUUUAAUUGCACAACAAUGUGUUGGGCAAAAUUUGACAUUAGACUUGUACUCUUUUGGCUGGUUUGGAGUACGUAUAUGAUGAAUUUUAACCAGCCUAGUAUGGUAUUGGGCGUGGAUUUAUGAUCAAUCACGUACUAAAACUUAUAGUAGUAAGAAAUUUGUACCUUUCUCCGUAAGCGGUAAAAACGAAGAAGUCGUAGGAAGAGCGUUGAAAGUGCAAACGUAACCGUUCAAGCGUCCGGUCUCCAACUUUGACACACGAACAACGCCGGAGUCUACCACAAUCUUUAUGCUAGUAAAGAUUAUAGUAGUAU